Cyprinus carpio (common carp) is the source of this 1201-nucleotide messenger RNA. RefSeq names its product fucolectin-1-like. NCBI's taxonomy places the organism in Eukaryota, Metazoa, Chordata, Actinopteri, Cypriniformes, Cyprinidae. The transcript is spliced from 7 exons. The coding region runs from base 1 to 726 and encodes 241 amino acids. The record is from RefSeq and is a predicted model, not a curated record.
AUGACACGCUUCAAUCAAAUGAUAAAGCAAUGGAAAUAUUUUGUUUUUGUAACAGGUGUCUUUUCCAUUCAGGGCAGUUCAGAAAACUUGGAAGAGAAUUUGGCAUUAAAAGGAACGGCUGUACAGUCGAGCACAUUUUACACCUCUGGAGCUACAAAGGCCAUUGACGGCAUCAGAUACUCUCCUUCAGGUACACCCCAUCCAGACGAAACCCAUACAUACUGCUCCAUCACAUCAAACCAGCUCAACCCGUGGUGGAGGCUGGACCUGCUGGAUUAUUACUACAUUUACAAAGUGACCAUCACCAACAGAGGCGACUGCUGUCUGGAUCAAACGACUGGAGUAGAGAUCCGCAUCGGAAACUCUCUGGAAAACAACGGCAACAACAAUCCCAGAUGUGCUGUCACUUCACUUGUUCCAGCACGCAGUACUGUCAGUUUCUAUUGCGGUGGAAUGGAAGGUCGUUAUGUGAACAUGUACAUUCCUAACAUCCAGGCACAUCUCACGCUGUGUGAAGUGGAGGUUUAUGGAACAGCAGUUAAUAGGAAAAAAGUUUUUCUGAGGAUGAAAUUAACCUCCAGUGUUGACACAGCUGCAGUAAACAAAACAUUUCUAAAUCAGUUGCAGUCCUCUCUGGGGUUGAGUGAUGUUAAACUGUCCUGGACGAGACUCCCCUACCGGGACGUAACACACGAGGAGAAAAAAAACAACAAGGACUCGUGCUGAUAAAUGCUAAUCUGGAACCACAGACUGAAUCUUUCAAGCAGAUGUUUAUUUUAGAUGUUUAGAUGUUUUAGAUGUUAUUGUAAUUGUUCCGGCUGCUGACAUAUUCAUAUUCAUCUUGUCCUACAUGCUUCAUAAAAUUGGUUUGAAACAUUCUGUAUAAAUAUCCUUAAGUACUUAGCUAAAUGUAUCAGUGUACAUACAGUGUGUGUAUUAUAUUUUCAUUUCAUCAAGGAACACAUGCUCAUUUCAUAGCAUUUUAUCUGAAGGACAAUUGAAAUAACUCUCAUUUACUGAUAACUACUGACAAUAUAUUUAUUUUAUUGGGAUUGUGUAUCAGUACAUUUAUUACUAUAAAAUUUUCAUUUAAGCAAUAAGCUGCAUGAUUGUCUGAGUCACCUUGUUUAAACCCGGAACACACAAUAUAUAAAUGUUAUGGUGUUGACUAUUAAAAAGACUUUAAUACAAGACUCUCUCU